This is a messenger RNA of Funneliformis caledonium, 1111 nucleotides long. The record is from the annotation of a GenBank genome assembly. Lineage: Eukaryota; Fungi; Glomeromycota; Glomeromycetes; Glomerales; Glomeraceae.
AUUGUUUACCGAUUCCAUUAAUACCAUGACAUACGGUACCUUAAUUAACUUGUGCAAUGAAUACAAAAAUUUCGAGUUUUACGAAGGCGCUGUUGAGCUAUUGUUGAAGGCUGCACAUACUAUGGAGCACGUAACUGAAAAACGCAAGUCGAUUCUUGAUAACGUUAUUGAAACCUUACGAGAUGCUGGUGUCUUUAACGAAGGAGUUUCCCAACCUAAAUCCUUACAAAUCAUGAAUUCAGGUCACGCGCAAAAAUUUAAUCCCGUUCUUCACAAGGCACUAGAACUUGGGUUAAGCUUGAAAGAUAUAGAUUUUCUUUUCGCAGUGUAUGACGAAUUUUUACGAGCCGAUUCCGUUCCACAACUAUUUGACCCGGCGGCACCCUACAUUGAAGAUUACCUUACUCAUUCAAAAGACUUAUCUUCGCCGGAAGUAAGGAAGAAAUUGGACCUGUAUUGUGAUUAUUGCGUGAAGCGUCAUGAAUACCUUAAAGCGGCCGAAGUGAAAGAUUAUAUAGCCCAGAAUUCAGGGGGAGAUGUUACUUUACAAGAGCGGUUGCAUUACCUCUCCCAUGCCGUAGGGCAAGCUGAAAGUGCCAAAGAAUUCAGCGAGAAUGCCAAAGUGAUUGAGGCGUUAAAUAAAUAUCGUCUUAAAAUGAAGAUCGCACAAAUACAAUUCGAAAUUUAUACAGAUAUAAAUAGUAUGCCCGAAAACGUUUACAGCAACUUUGCGACAUCGCAGGGGAUACCUAGCAGGGAUGAAGUACUUGCGCUUCUUAAUCAAAAGCUCUAUGAUUCUCACAUUCUCUUGAACGAUUUUAUCCACCCGUUUGACCUGUAUGAAAAGAAGUUAGCCUUGUUACAGAUCGUGGAAGAAGCCCCCUAUCAAACCGAAAUACCGAUAGCCGAUGUACUUGUAAAAGCCGGUCGAAAGUAUUACCCCAGCGACACGCGCAUGAUGCCAUUAGACAAGAUCAUUAUCGCGAUAUCGAAAUACUUUAUUGAGAACGAAAUAACAGAUCCUGGUAUUAUCACAAAGAUUCUAAGGCAGGCAAAUAUAAAUUAUGCCGUCUUGUUUGAAACCGUUAAACACGUCUUGAAUAAUAGAUCG